Molecule: messenger RNA, 1988 nt
Organism: Prorocentrum cordatum
Lineage: Eukaryota; Dinophyceae; Prorocentrales; Prorocentraceae
Source: the annotation of a GenBank genome assembly
GAUUUCUCGAUUAUUUUUUUGACUGCUGUUGUAUAUUUUCGAUUAUUUGUCAUUUUUGUCCGAAAGGGGCCUGUAGGGGGACGUGCCCGACCUAAGAGUAGCGGAGCGCGCUUGUUGUGCUCGGCGGAGCCAGAGGGCUGCGAGGAGUUGAGGACAGGGCCGAGGCUCAGAGACCGCCUUCCUCUGCAUGGCCGCCAAGACGGGGACGUCCGGGCGGCCAAACGCCUCGCCGGUGGAGCAGACUAAGGGCAUCGCCGGGUUUCCGCACGUGAACGCCCGCUUCAAGCAGGACCCGCCUCGGAAGCUGCAGGCGCCGACGGAGGACAAUGCCUGCGGGACGCCGUCGAGAAGGCACUUUGACGGCAGCACCUGGUCGGAGGCGGAGGUCCGCAAGGCGGCAGUGGACCACUGCAUGCUCACCUGGUCGGGCUCCGCGCCACUGGAGACCAUGCCUAUCAUCGAGAGAGCUGAGGGCGUUUACCUUUACGAUACCGCGGGAAAGAAAUACCUCGACUGGACCAGCGAGGCUGUCUGCGUGAACCUGGGCCACACCGUUCCUGAGGGCGUCAAGAAGGCAAUGAUUGACCAACUGGAGACGAUGCCUUUCGUCUACGGGGGGAUCGGCUUCGCUCCAGUCCGGGCAAAGCUCGCUUCGCUUUUGGCUGAGCUCGCACCUGGGGACUUGAACGGUUUCCUCUUCCCGUCGAGUGGUGGGGAGGCCAACGAUUGUGCGAUUCGCCUAGCUCGCCUCUAUACAGGGAAGACGAAAAUCUUCAACCAGUACAGGUCCUACCACGGUGGAACUGUAGGGCCACUCAGCGCGACAGGCGAUUUCCGCCGAAAGUUCGGCGGAGAACAUGCGACCGGCUUUGUGAAGAUGUUCAACCCGGAGCCACAUUUCUUCCGCUGGGGUGACACAGAUGAGGUAGCCUGCUCCCAGGCGCUGGCCUGCCUCGAGGAGCAGAUCGUCGCCGAGGGUCCAUCCACGAUCGCCGCCAUCAUGCUCGAGAGCGUCCCGGGCUCCGCUGGGGUGCUCAUCCCGGCCGUCGGCUACAUGGAGGGCGUCCGCGCGCUGUGCAACAAGUACGACAUCCUCAUGAUAGCCGACGAGGUGAUGACCGGCUUCGGCCGCUGCGGCGAGCUCUUCGCCUUCCAGCACUUCGACGGCGUGAUCCCCGACAUCUUCACCAGCGCCAAGGGCCUGACCGGCUCUUGGCAGCCGCUGUCGCUGGUCGGCAUGCGGCAGCCGAUCAAGGACUUCUUCUGGAGCAACCCGACGGGCUGGGGCUCGACGUUCCAGGCGCACCCCGUGGCCCUCGCCUGCGGCUACGCCUCCCUGAAGCACUUCGUCGAGACCGACGUGCUCGGCCACAUCAACCGGAGCAUCCAGCCCGUGAUGAUCUCGGAGCUCAACCGCCUCGUGGACAAGUACGCCUGCGUCCGGCAGGCGCGCGCCCUGGGCGCCUUUGGCUGCCUCGACCUGCAGGACCCGAAGACGGGCGAGAGGCCCAUGCAGGUGGGCGAUCCGAUGCCGCCCCCCAUUGCGAAUUUCAAGAGGGCGUUCAACGACGAGGGCCUCAUCGGCUUCGUGCGACCGCCGCAGCUGCACUGCGCUCCGCCCCUCGUCAUCACGGAGGCGGAGCUGCGUGACGGCUUUGCCCGCCUCGACCGCGCGCUCGCGGUCCUCGAGGCCGAGCUGAAGUAGGUGCCGGUGCCGUCUGAGGUCUCACUUGCUGCACUUUUCCAGACCCGUGCCACAGUUGGACAUAAGCUCACACGGCUGCGCAGCAAUGAGCACUUGGCAGCUACGAUUCCUGGUUGGGGGCAAGGGCUUCCCGUCAGAUCAGGUUCUUCUCGUGGUCUCUCGUGAUGCAGCAUCGUUUCCUGCUAGAGCCACGCGAUUUGCAGCAGAUCGAUCAGCUAAGACGUUCUAUCACCGUAAGGACCCAGCUGAAAAUAAACGCCAUGAUGAAUCAGACUUGCGACGC